AUGCGUGUCUCAUUCGCUACUACGGUGGUAGCGAGCACUCUCAUUCCACUGACACAGUCACUCACUUUCACCAGCACAGGCCAGACCGUAGAGUUGGACGGGAUCUCGUAUUACAUACCAGGCUCGCCAGUUGCCAAACUACCAUCUCGACCAUGGUUCGGCAAAGCUUCCAUCUCACCGCUCACAGUCAUCGGCAGCAAUGGCUCAGCGCAUACCCUGGCGGACCUGAAUACUGUCAUCGAAUCAUACAAAUCGACCGAUGAUGUUUUCUCAGAAGGCUUCCUUGAGACAGUGUACGUCCAGAGUACCGGCCUCGGCAGCCACAAUGCCAGCCUCUCAAACUACGGCAACUCUACAAUGUUUACUGGCUCCACCUCUAUACCACCAGGACCGUAUUUCAUGUCUUCGACUGGCGAGGUUUUCCAAGCAUGGAGACUGUAUAGCGACUUUGCCGGUGCUUUCUUGGAACCACUGGUGUCCAGCGGUGAUGGUACCUACAGCGUACUCUCCGCCGGAAUAGCCGGACAGUCACUGGCAGUUGCUGUGCCUUCUCGGCUCUACUACACGAAAACGACGGAGAAGCCACUGGCUGGAGUACGUCUUGGUAUCAAGGACAUCUACGACAUUGCAGGUGCCAGAACAAGUAAUGGAAAUAGAGCCUGGUAUCACCUGUAUGCUCCAGCCACUGAGCACGCUACUCCUGUCAAGAGACUGGUCGAUGCUGGAGCGAUCAUUGUUGGCAAAAUGAAGACCUCUCAGUUUGCGAACGGUGAGGAGGCAACUGAAGAUUGGGUCGAUUAUCACAGCCCGUUCAACCCUAGAGGAGACGUGAGUAGAUGUUCCAUUUCUCAAGACGUGUCUCAAGUACGGCGUUGACCAGUUGCAAUAUUUGUAGGGAUAUCAAGAUCCUUCCUCGUCAUCGUCUGGACCGGGCGCUGGAGCAGGUAGCUACCCUUGGCUUGACUUGACCCUUGGCAGCGACACGGGAGGCUCCAUUCGAGGUCCUUCUCAAGUCCAAGGGCUGUACGGCAACCGACCCACUCACGAUCUUGUGACGCUGGAGAACACUAUGCCUCUUGCGCCUGAAUUGGACACAUCCGGUUUCUUAACCAAAGAUCCGAUCCUUUGGGCGGAUGCCGCCAAAGUACUCUACGGUGAGAACAUCACUAUCUCGCACAAGUACCCUAAGCGAAUUAUGACCUACGACUUCCCUACCAACGUCUCUGAGAAUGGGGACCAGCUUCUUCUGGACUUUAUCGGGAACCUGAGCUCGUUUCUCGGCGCCGAGGUCACGACCUUCGACAUAAACGCAGCCUGGAACAGCACUCACCAGGCGAACACCACCUCCAGCCUGGAUAGUUUGCUCAAUCUGACCUACGCAAUUCUCAUCUCCCAGCGUCAAACAGUUCUGGUGCGAGACCCAUUCUAUGCCGAUUAUGCAGCGGCCCACGACGGCAGACGGCCCUUUGUGGACCCUGCACCGCUUGCCAGAUGGGCUUUUGGUGAUUCAUAUCCGAACACAACAGCAGACUUGGCAGUCUACAACAAGACCGUCUUCCAGGAAUGGGUCUCCAGCGAGGUUCUGAAGCCCGAUAAUCUAACCUGCAGCGAUUCUCUGCUGUUCUAUGUUGGAUCGGAAGCAGAUGUCAACUACCGAAACCAAUAUGGUGAUCCUCCUGUGCCACCGACCGGUUUCGACAUUUCGAGAGUCAGCCCGUUCUGGGGCGGUCCAGACUUUGUCUUGCCUCGUAAGUCCACGAAACACAAUGGUUCAGAGUUUGGACGUGCUGACAGGUUGGUAGUCGGGUCGGCGGAAUACUACAGCAACAUUACUCUACAUAGCGAGUACCUACCCGUGACGGUCGACAUUUUGGCAGCGAAAGGAUGCGACGGUAUGAUCUUUGGGCUUGUACAAGAUCUUGUCAAGGCCGAUAUUUUGAAGCCUAGCGUUGCGGGAUAUAGCAAUACUGAAGGCGGUGAGGUGUUGUUCAAGAGGGACAAGCGAAAUGAUUGA
Molecule: messenger RNA, 2014 nt
Organism: Lecanosticta acicola
Lineage: Eukaryota; Fungi; Ascomycota; Dothideomycetes; Mycosphaerellales; Mycosphaerellaceae
Source: the annotation of a GenBank genome assembly